UUCAAGCAGGUAUUUCGCUACUUUACGUGGAAGGCUUUUGGAAACGUUGCGAAGACAGCAAAUGGCGCCGAUAAAAUGAGUUUAACGGGGACUAAACAGGGGCACUCGUCCCUGUCCUCUGUCUCUGGCUCAGCAGAGGCCUCCACUAUCUCCACCUCAUCCCGACUGAAAUAUGUCUCUCUGGGGGUGCUGGUGUUCCAGACCACCUCCUUGGUGCUGACAAUGCGUUAUUCCCGCACUUUGCACUCAGAAGGACCGCUCUACCUGGCUUCAUCUGCUGUGGUGUGUGCUGAACUUCUUAAGAUUGUUGCUUGCGUUCUGCUUGUCUUCAGAGAUCACAGUUUCAGCGUUCGUUCACUGAAUCUGGUGUUGAAGGAGGAAAUAAUCAACAGACCUCUGUUAACUCUGAAGCUGGCGAUUCCCUCAGGAAUCUACACCCUGCAAAACAACCUUCUCUACGUGGCUCUGUCAAACCUAGAUGCAGCCACUUACCAGGUCACGUAUCAGCUGAAAAUUCUCACUACAGCACUGUUCUCUGUGUCCAUGCUGGGCAAAAGACUUGGCAUUUACCAGUGGCUUUCACUAGUCAUUCUGAUGUUUGGCAUUGCUCUUGUCCAGUGGCCAACUGAAGUCACAUCGAGCACCAGUGAAAAAGAUUUGACCGCCAGCUCCCAGCUGAUUGGACUGCUGGCUGUGCUUGUGGCCUGCUUCUCCAGUGGAUUCGCUGGUGUUUAUUUUGAAAAGAUUCUCAAAGAGAGCAAGCAGAGUGUGUGGGUCCGCAAUAUUCAGCUAGGUUUAUUUGGACUUAUUUUUGGAUUUGGAGGAGUGUUUACAUACGACAGAGAAAGAGUGCUGGAGAACGGACUCUUUCAAGGUUACAACAAUGUGACAUGGUCUGUGGUGGCUCUUCAGGCUUUGGGUGGGUUGGUCAUUGCAGCUGUCAUCAAAUAUGCAGAUAACAUCCUGAAGGGCUUCGCCACAUCCAUCUCAAUCAUUCUGUCCACCCUCAUCUCUUAUUUCUUACUGGACGAUUUCGACCCGACAAGUGUGUUCUUCCUGGGUGCGAUGCUGGUCAUCGCUGCUACGUUUCUCUACGGUUGUGAGAGGACACCCGCCCUCUGCACUGGUAAAGUAUAGAAGACUGGACACAAGAUGAUCAAUAAAGCAAGGAUGCUUUGCUUGAGGUGUCGUUUAGGACAAAGGAACUAAUGACAUUUGGAGAAUGCUUUUAGAAGUCAGCACAGAAAAACAAAUGAGCCUAAUAUUACUGCCGUUCAGAACUUUGGAUCACAAGCAGACAAAGGAGGCACAUUCCCAUCUUAGGGCCGUGACACAUCGAGCUGAGGCCAAAUAACUAGUUCAGACGAAACCAACUGUGUUGUCGGAUUGUGUCUGGAUUCAUCUGGACUAAAAUGCUUCAUGUGAACACCAAACAGACAGCAGCCGAUUGAAACGAGAGAGUUCAUUCUGUGCCUGUGAGAGUGGAUGUGUCUUUCUGCACUUGUUUUCUCACUUCUCAAAGGAAAACCAGAAGAUGAAAUGCGCACACAGCAUAAACAAAGAAAUUAGUAUCAUUCAAACUUGCCAGACAAUGGAAUUAUUCUUAACGAUUGCAAAUGUUUGAGUGAAAUAUUAGCAAACUUUCUUCCUUUUUCUUUGUGCUGUUACUGGACUUGAAUUGUUUACUUGGGUAUGUCAAUUCGGUUUUUGUUCUCAUGCUCUGAUUCAUUGCUGAACAACCAAUCAGAACGCUCUCUUCAGUCGAUGACCGGCACCAACAUGCUGAAUCAGGGCAAUUCGAUCCAACAUUAACCCAAUACGAGGCGAUGUGUGGAACACCCAUACCAACUAGCCGUCUGUCUGCUUGGCUCGUCCCUGCAUUUGCCUUUGGAGUUUUAAUGUGUUCGUGGACUUUCAACUACUUUCUUGACUUCUUGAAUGGAAUUUUCUAUGGCGGGUUAACUGUAUGUGUGAUUGUUUUCCAAUCUUUUGAUUUUACAGUAAUAUUGUGCACGAUAAGCUUGCACAGAAAAAGUAGUGAAUACUGAAUAGGUUGCGUUAACUGGUGGGAGAACAUUGCUUUUUUCUUAUUUCAAAGCAAACUUUUCAGACGGUUUCAGGCGGCAAUGUUCUAGCGUACUACAACAACAUGUCUUUUAACAACAACUUCGCUUGAGUUAAACCUUUUUUUUUUUUCAUUUUUGAAUUCAUUCAGCUGAUCUGUGAGUCUGGUGAGACCACUUUUAGCUUAGCUUAGCAUAGAUGAGUGAAUCAGAUUUAAGUGUUAGCAUCCUGCUCUAAUAGUUCCAAAGAGUUUCGAUAGGUUUCCUAUUUAUAAACAUAUCCCCACAUAGCAAAAUAUCUCUGGCCUAGCUCUGACCCACACAAUCAGCAUUUGCUUGGCCCACAUACCGCAGUGAAUUACGGUACAUGACUGGACCAAAUCUGGCUUCCAGACAAGGGCCAAACGCGGACCAAAUCUGGGCCAAGUCUCAGGCAAGUUAAUACCUGUAACUGAGCCUGAACUGGGCCAUGUUGAUGUGUAACACGUACAAUGAAAUUGAUAAACUUAUGAAUCAUUGCACUUUGGCAUGCUAUGGGCAUGCUUUUUCUCAAAGCGACCUGAUUGGUAGAUUUUUUUUUUCUUUAUUUGAAAAUAGUAAACAUGGCUUUUAAUUGUGGGUCAAAAUAGGCCAAACUUACAUCAGAAUCAGAAAGAGCUUUAUUGCCAGGUAUGUUCACACAUACGAGGAAUUUGUUUUGGUGACAGAGCUUCUACAGUGCAACAGGAUAACAGAGACAGGACAAAAAACAGAUAAUAAAUAUAUUUAAAAAAAAAAUAGAAGUAAGUAGUGAGUGCAAAUAUACAAAUUGACAAGUGUAUGUACAUGUUUAUUACUAUAUACACCGUUAUAUGUGCAGCUGUUAUGUGCAAAUUGGCAUGUAAAGUGUGUUGUUAAAUAAGUGUAUAUGUGUAUAAAAGUACAGUAGUGAUGUUGGUUUCGCAAUUAUUAUCAUCAAGUGUUCAUGAGAUGGAUUGCCUGAGGGAAGAAACUGUUUCUGUGUCGGGCUGUUCUGGUGCGCAGUGCUCUGUAGCGUCAACCAGAAGGUAAAAGUUCAAAGAGGCAGUGUGCUGGGUGUGAGGGGUCCAGAGUGAUUUUGGCAGCCCUCCUGCUCGCUCUGGAUAAGUACAGUUCUUGGGGAGUAGGAAGGGUUGUACCAGUGAUUCGCUCAGCAGUCCGAACUAUUCGACGUAGUCUUUGAAGGUCGUAUUUAGUAGCUGAGCUAAACCAGACAGUUAUUGAUGUGCAGACGACUGAUUCAAUGAUGGAGGUGUAGAACUGUUUCAGCAGCUCCUUUGGGAGGUUAAACUUCCUCAGCUGACGAAGAAAGUACAGCCUCUGUUGAGCUUUUUUGACAAUGGAGAUGUGAAUAUGUAUACAUGGUCUACAUAUCAAUUAUUAACAUCUGGGCCAAAUACUGUGUACCACCUUAAGGACGGUGACACCUCUGCCAAACCAGGGCCAUGUUUGGCCCACAUGCUGUAUGCCAGUGCCAGAUGAAUGCCUGCUGUGCCAGAUUUAUGCCAAAUUUGCGCCAAAAUUCUUCGCUACCUGGGUCAGGACUAGGGAUGCACCGAUGCAAUUUUUUGUAACUGAUUCGAUCCCGAUACCAAAAUUCUGAGUUACGACCGAUACAGAUCCGAUCCCGAUACUGUGCCGUUUUUUUUCAAACAUACAGUAAUACAGUUUCUUUAGUUCUGGUGCUAAACUCAAAUAAUAUAUCUUCUUUAGUAAAAAUACCAGACCUAUAGGCUUACUGUAUAUGACAGACAACACAAUCUAACUAAAAACAUGAUGCUUGCUUUAAACUAUAGGCUACAUUAUUUGAGCAUUCUUUGUGACAUUGAUGACUGUUGUGCUCCAGCUUAUGUUUUUAAUAUUAAUUUAAUAAGAUUUUUCUUUGAAAUCUGCAAUAGGCAACCACCAUUGACCCUAAUAGUUGGUAAAAUAACCAGCCUUUUAGCAAAGCCUGAUAUUGUCCUGCAGGGUUGAAGCAGACAAAACUAAACCAUCUGAGGCCAGUUUUACUUAAUAAACAUUCUCUCGCCUAAACUUGCCACGAGUGAGAUGAAGAAACCGAAAGCAUGCCUGAAAAAUGAUCUUUUUAAUCUAAUUUUGUUGGUAAUAAUUUGUUGGUUAUUUAAAUAUAUUUUUUGUUGGUCAGUUAUCUACAAAAUAAACAAGAAUAUUUGAGGUGAAGUUCAAAACAAGGUGCAUUCAUGUGCUUCAGUGCACAAACUGACAAACAGGUCUGUUAAAUAAAUAUUAAUAUAAAUAAAAUUACAGUGAAAUAUUCACAGUUUCAGAGUAGCUUAUAUUAGGCUAAAUAAUUUUUCUGUCAAUGACAAUUCAUAUUGUCCCUGUCAGUUUCACUAUAAUUAAUUUCAUCAACUACUUUGACCACAAUGGGCUAGGCUUUACAAACUGUUUGCAGCACUGAAAAUGUUCCCCUUGGAAGAAUAAACUCAGUCGGAAGGAUGAGAGAACAGAAACUUAUUGUGAGAAUAAUUUUACUGAGUGGCGCACGUCACGUCUUGUAGCUGUUUGUAUGAAUGAAGUGCUUGAUGCAUCAUCGAGACACUGCGCGCAGCCCUCUGGUAUCUGCUUACACUUUAAAAACAGCAGCACAAAGGGAAGAAAUCAGUAUGUUGAGGAUCUGUCCAAUAUUAUUGAGCCUUUUCUCAUUUUAAGUUUCAGGUAGGCCAUCUUUGUGUUUAAAGAGCAGGUAAUAACCCUCUCUACUCCAGUGUUGUGAACGCGAUCUGCUGAUCUAACAGACACAGCGCAACAUGAUUUAGGUACAGCAAUAAACUCCUUGCUGCAGGUCAAAAUGAAGCCGUUUAAUGCAAACUAAACUCAUUUCUCCACUGAUUGUUUAAACUAUCAGGAACAAAUAGUCUUGAAGAAAGUUUUUUGUGUUGUCAUGAACACAGUUUAAAUUGUGAAUGAAUGAAGAAUGGUUGACAGGAUCAGCGGCAGGAAGCGCUUGAAUAUUCAUCUGUGCUUCACAUUAAACUAUAGAACAGCUUCAGAACAUUUGAGAUAUGGUAGCCUACAUGACAACAUUCUAGGCCCUUAUAAUUGGCUACCUUUGUGGCUUUUGUUGGCUUAUAAACACAGAAUAUAUGCACGCACUAGAUCUGAUUUAGAUCAGGACCAGCUGGCUGAUACCCGAUCCAGCAAAAAUAUGUGGUAUUGAACCGAUAUACGAGUAUCUGGAUCGGUGCAUCCCUAAUCAGGAGUAUCAGUCUAGAAAACAGUAACAUUUCAGUUUCUGUGGACCUACACGAUAUGACUACAGAAGUGUAAAGCUUUAAAAGGGAAAAUCAUCUAAACUUUUUUAUUUGAGUGAGAUGCUAAUAGACUAGGCAUGGGCCUGUAUAAGAUUCUGAUGGUAUGAUAACCUUGGAUAAAAGUAUCAUGGUUUGACGGUAUCGUGAUUGCUGCUCUAAAAUAUAUUCGCUUUAAAUGUCUGGGUAAAAAACUAAAACUUUCUUCUCCUUUGAUAACAAUAUAUUUAUUUUUUGAAAGGUUUAUAAUAUUUUGGAACAGUAAACAUUCAGUUCUGACUUCUGCUGUCUUCAUUAUUUUCAAAAAUACAGAUUUCUUUACAAUUUAAACGGCAUCUUUGGAUAUUUUUUCAGCUGAAGAUAAUGUUGUCCUAAAAGAAAAAUGUAAAUGAAAAAUCUUACACAUACCUUAAGAACGGUAUUACAGAACAUUUAGGUGGUUUUAAAACCUUGACUUUUCCAAACCACGGUAUACCUUGGAAACUCUUAUCGUCCCAUGCCUUAUAAUAGACUAACCUAAUAUUUUCUUAGAAGGCAUCUCCAAAAGUUGCCCAAAGAUGUCAAAAAAGGAUUCUGUGUGGGGGCAAAGCUUUUGGCGUCUUAUGGCGGCCAUAAACGGAAGCUGCUAAUGGACUAAUCUGAUAAAAUCAUCUAAGGUAUAAGUCUCAGACCUGACCUGGAGAUAGACUGAAGACGGUCCACAGCUCGCUGAUUUAUGGGUGUGUUGCUUCACAUGUAAAUUAGUUUCGGCUUCCCGCCCAACGUAACAAGGGGGGCGGGGCCAUGAGCUCACCCGCUCUGCGUUUGCAACAGAGUCUGACAGGCAGACUCAGAGAAGAAGGAGUGAGAGGAUCAGCAUUCAGUCGUACAUGUACGACUCUGACACAGACCAAGCAGAGAGUACAAAAUCAUAUGUGUCUUUGUACAGUUUUACAGCCAACUGUGUGCUAGUUUCAAGUGCCGAGCUUGUACACAGAAACUAAUAACCACACACACUGAAUUAACUUUGACUGAGGCACCGGAUGCGCCGCUCGAAGCCGCAACACGGCACACCAGACACUCUCUGUGGCGCGGCAGAAACAUGAAGUGUCCCGAAUUGUCGCGCCACGCAUUUUUGAAUUCUAAACAUAGGUUUCUGCAGCGGUCCGCGGCACCCAGCCGUCGACUUGAGUGUACCCUGAUAGAAACCUAUGUUUAGAAUUCUAAAACGCAUGCUAGUUAAGAUAACAGGGAGCUUCUGGGAUCGUGAGAAAUGCAAAUGGCUGAAGAAUAAGGUAGACUCAAUGAGAAGUACACAUGUUUGCAAACCUACCUAAAGAUACAACCAAUAAUUCCGAUUAGAGCGAUAAUGUGGAGAAUAUUGCUCUUGUGUUGAGCCCAAUGAGCCUUGCAUCUAAAAAUAGAGCUAGGGUGUUCCUUUAGUGAUAUCGCUUCGACUCACGCUGAAAAUGGCGGACGUGAAUCAACAAACUGAGGAUAUGAUGACGCGCCUGUCAAUCAAUAUUGGUGGGCGGGGGGACCGCUCUCCUACGUAAAGUUGUGGUCGAUUUGAAAACCGCUCCAAUUGGUCCACUGUUUUUUAUGUUGUUAAAUUGAAAAAAAAUCACUGGGUGUGCUUAUAUCACCCCAAUAUGACAGUCUAUACACCAUACAUGCACAUAUGUCUGUCCAAACAGCUUGAAAAGUAGAAUUUUUACCAUAGGUGCCCUUUAAAUCUUAGUGAGUUUCUCUUUGCUGUUAAACACAAGCAAGAAUAUUUUGAAUGACAUUCAUAUUAGGAAAAAACAAAUACUAUGGAUAUCAGUGGUUACAGACUCAAUAAAUUAUUUUAAUAAUAAUAUAUUUUUUUGGCCAACAGAAUAAACAACUUCAAACAUGUUUGUGUCAAGUGAAAACGAGUAAAUGAUUUUCUUUUUUUGAGCACCUUUGUCUUAUUUCGUUUUAUCAUAUCAACACAAUAGACCAAAAACAAGUACUAUAUAAGAGCAAAACUGCUUUAGACUUGUUACAGGGUUCAUACGUUCAUGGAAAUCCUGGAAAAGUCAUGGAAUUUUGACAUGGCAUUUUCCAGGCCUGGAAAAGUUUUGGAAAAGUCAUGGAAAGCAGAUAUCUGUAUACUUGAAUAUAGGUUAGUUGUCUUUAAUUCUUUUUUGUCCUUGGCCAAACACUCUCACAUAAUUAGUGCGGUGUAAGCAUUAUCUAAAUAAAUUUUACGUAGAUAUAAAUAUAAAUCGGGCAUCAUGGUGGCACAGUGGGUAGCGCAAUUGCAACAGCAAGACGGUCGCCGGUUCAAGCCUCGGCUGGGUCAGUUGGCAUUUCUGUGUGGAGUUUGCAUGUUCUCUCUGUAUUUGUGUCGGUUUCCUCCGGGUGCUCCGGUUUCCCCCAGACAUGUGGUGUAGGUGAAUUGGGUAAGCUAAAUUGUCCGCAGUGUAUGUGUGUGAAUGAGUAUGUAUGGAUGUUUCCCAGUGGUGUGUUGCAGCUGGAAGAGCAUCCGCUGCAUAAAACAUACGCUGGAAAAGUUCAUUCCGCUGUGACGACCCUAUUAAUAAAGGGACUACGCUGAAAAGAAAAUGAAUGAAUAAAUAUAAAUUGAACUAAA
Messenger RNA from Danio aesculapii, 7952 nucleotides. It is a transcript of the gene slc35a3b, whose product is annotated as solute carrier family 35 member A3b. The record is from RefSeq and is a predicted model, not a curated record. NCBI's taxonomy places the organism in Eukaryota, Metazoa, Chordata, Actinopteri, Cypriniformes, Danionidae. The transcript is spliced from 8 exons. Gene Ontology annotation, biological process: pyrimidine nucleotide-sugar transmembrane transport. Gene Ontology annotation, molecular function: UDP-galactose transmembrane transporter activity. Gene Ontology annotation, cellular component: Golgi membrane. The coding region runs from base 76 to 1137 and encodes 353 amino acids.